UUUCUCCAAUGCACUGGUGCGGCACCUCCUCUGCUUCCUUCGCCAAGAAGCAGUCCUGGGAUCUCUUCCUUCACUACCUACUCGAGCGAGAGCGUGUAGCGCUCCGACGCGCUCGGGGAGAGCCGCCUUCCAAAUGGACAAAUGACAGUGUAUUGGCAGAGUUUCACUUUUGCCACCACAGACGCGAGGACGACCGAGGGUCCAGGGUCAUCCGGGAGAUCCUUCACAGAAGAGAUCCUAGAAAACCUCACUUUCUCUGGAACGUGAUCACUCACAGAUGGCUGUCCAAUCCUCCCUACAAUAGAGAGCUGGGAUAUAUCAGCAAUUUAGAUGAUGCACUACAGAAGUUUGCGGAAUGGGAACGUGCAAAACAGCGAACCGGCAAAUCUUGGAGAACACGGGCAUUCACCUUCUGUGCACCGUACAAGGUUGUUGUCGACGCAAUGAAAGUGAACUGGCACUUAUCCGCCGACGUGGGAAAAUCCCUUUUUGGUCCCCCAGAUAAUCCCCGUGAGCCGAGUUUUCAGGAGGUGUACGGGAAUAUGCUUCGCUUCGAGCUUGUGGGCGAUUUUCAUGCAUAUCAAGAGUCCUGUGACAUGUUCAUGUGCGGACUCAUACCAGCGCCGACCGCGCCUGUACCUGGUCCUGGUGCCAAAAAAGGGUUGGAGAUCCUAGGCUACCGUGAGCUCACCGGGUAUAGUAUCAAUCGCUUGACGGUCAGGGUCAACAAAUUGCUACGCAAUGCCUACGAGACACUUGACAAAGGAGACGUUCUGCACACAAACGAUCCAUUAGUUUUGCGACCUUUGGACGUUGAGCAUAUUCUUUGCGAAUUUCAAAAGUAUGAACGGCUUGUAGCGGACCCGUCGCGUGGAGGUUCGAGAUUGUACAAGGCACAGGACGUGGCAGUCGACGCCGACAAUGAACUCGAAGCAUAUGGCUCGGAUUCUGAAACCGGGCUACGUGAAAACAAGCGUACAUCUGUCCGCACACCUGUCCGAAAGCGGACUUUCAAAGAGGUCGCAACUCCGGAAUCACCUGACGAGGAUGACUUUGCCGAUCUUCAAGAUAUGCGCAAACAAGCGAGAGAAGCAUGGGAGCGGAUCGAACGGGCCGCGAAAUCUGCGAACCCAAAAGCGUACUGGGAAAGCGAUCUGAAGAACACCUCAACUCUGAAAAGAACUCGACACUCGAAAGAUGCGAGUGUUGUAGUGGAUUCUCCUACCCCACCACCAUUACAGAGCGCGGACCUAACAUCAUAUGAAGAUCAUUCGUACAUAACUGUCACCCCGAAGAGGUCCACGCGCCUUGCAUCAAUAUCCAAUACCUCAAGGCAAACAGGGAGCUAUUUUGGCUCUCGACGACGAUCGUAGCGAAUACGCCGCGCUACACAACGACAACCUCAUCUCACUCUUGAGAAAACCGAAAAUAUCGUCUUCAGCCUACUCAGUGAUGACGAGGAUACGAAUGACCACUAUCGGACAUCUCCGCGAUGUCAGAUACUACACCUUGACUAGUGGCUUCGUCACGCGCGAACGGAAAACCUUCCUGGUGACUAUGCGGUAGCUGGUAUUUAAAAACAUUGUUUAUUCAGGUAUUCUGUGCUACCUUGCAUAUGUCGUCACCCUUACCAAUUCAUCAGACCACAGGACAUUCACAAAAGGGCAAAAGAUUAGGGCACUCCAUCAACUAGUAGGUGACUGAGGCUCAGGGGGACUCAAUAGCUUUACGUCUCGCACAUUGUCUGAGUGAGGCGGGACGCUAUCUGUUGGGAGCUAGGCGAUCGCCACUUGGAUUGAUCUACAGCAUUCUUCUCGGUGCGUUCAAAUGGAGAUGUCAUCAGUAGUCGCAUUAGCAAAUACGAGUACUAGCAUAACCCUGCUUGAUAUUAUGUUAAUUAACUAUAUACAAGUGAUACCUCCGCAACACGACCACCGGCCACCGUGCAAGAUGUCUACAUAACCUUCACCUAAACAAUCGUUUGACAAUCCC
Spizellomyces punctatus DAOM BR117 is the source of this 1992-nucleotide messenger RNA. RefSeq lists its product as uncharacterized. Bases 9 to 1373 code for a protein of 454 amino acids. The transcript has 2 exons. The record is from RefSeq and is a predicted model, not a curated record. Lineage: Eukaryota; Fungi; Chytridiomycota; Chytridiomycetes; Spizellomycetales; Spizellomycetaceae.